AUGGAUUAUUUAUAUACGAUAGAUAAAAAAAGACAAUCACAUCUCUGCAAUCCAACAUCGCUAAUAUUCUGCCUCCGAACGAAGAGUUCUCUGACAAAGUGGAAGAAAGCAAUACAAUUAAUCUUCAUCAAAAAAUAA
Messenger RNA from Nezara viridula (southern green stink bug), 138 nucleotides. NCBI's taxonomy places the organism in Eukaryota, Metazoa, Arthropoda, Insecta, Hemiptera, Pentatomidae. The record is from the annotation of a GenBank genome assembly.